Molecule: messenger RNA, 9683 nt
Organism: Melanotaenia boesemani (Boeseman's rainbowfish)
Lineage: Eukaryota; Metazoa; Chordata; Actinopteri; Atheriniformes; Melanotaeniidae
Gene: notch2
Product: notch receptor 2
Exons: 35
Coding region: 262-7776 (2504 amino acids)
Biological process (GO): regulation of developmental process; heterophilic cell-cell adhesion; multicellular organism development
Cellular component (GO): signaling receptor complex; plasma membrane
Molecular function (GO): protein binding; signaling receptor activity; calcium ion binding
Source: RefSeq, a predicted model, not a curated record
UUGAGCGCAAAGAGGUGCUAGACUUUAACAGGGCAGUGUGUGAUCAGACAGGGGUUUAAUGUGUAUUUUUGACCGUUUUACCGCAACAUCUCAUAGAACAGAUGUUGGUAAUUAGUUAAAUAUUGUAAUUUGGAACCGCUGCUUGUUUUUUAACCCUUAAAUUUAGUGUGAACUUUCUUCAACGAGACUUUUUGAGAAGUAACCGUCCGGAGAGGCAGCUUAACUUUGGGCUGGCGACCUUAUGUGGAUUUUACAGAAAAUAUGGAGCAGAUACCCGGUUUCUUCCUGGGCAAGUCGCUAGUUUUCGUCUCCUGCUUCAUUCAGUUGUCUUUGGCUCUGCAGUGCGUGGAUGAUAAGGCGCCUUGUGUGAACAAUGCUACAUGUCUGACCUUCAACAACGGCACUGAAUAUUGCAGGUGUGCUCCUGGCUUUCUGGGUGAGUACUGCCAACACAAGGACCCUUGUCAUCCUGGCUACUGCCUGAAUGGAGGGAACUGCUCUGUGUCCAUGUCAGCUGGUGUACCUGUACCAAGUAGCGCCAGCUGCACCUGCCCUCUGGGCUACACUGGGCAAUAUUGCCAAACUCCCCAGAACUCCACAUGUUACCCUAAAAACCCCUGUGCCAACAAAGGAGUCUGCACUCUGCUCUCCCUUGACAAAUACGAGUGUGUGUGCGCCAGAGGAUGGACAGGUAAACGCUGUGAGCACGAGGACAGCUGUCUCUCCAGUCCCUGUGCCAACGGUGGAACAUGCAGUACUAUAACUACCUUCGGUGGUAGUUAUACCUGUUCCUGUCCUUCUGGCUACAAAGGUCCUCGCUGCCUUAAUGACACAAAUGAAUGUGCAGACACACCCUCUCUUUGCCAAAAUGAUGGCGAGUGUGUCAACACUCCAGGCUCCUACAGGUGUGUCUGUAAACCAGGGUUUACGGGCCAACACUGUGAAAGCUCAUAUAUCCCUUGCUCACCCUCCCCGUGCCUCAAUGGGGGCACCUGCCAUCAAAGCACUGAAACCAGCUACUCGUGCCACUGCCUUCCAGGUUUCAAUGGAACUAACUGUGAGAACAACAUUGAUGACUGCCCUAAUCAUCAGUGUGCCAAUGGAGGAACUUGUAUGGAUGGAGUCAAUACCUACAACUGUCAGUGCCCUCCUGAGUGGACUGGUCAGCACUGUACAGAGGAUGUGGAUGAGUGUCGGCUGCAGCCAAAUACUUGCCAGAAUGGAGGCACAUGCAGCAAUCUGAUAGGCAGCUACGUCUGUGUGUGUGUUAAUGGCUGGAGUGGACCUGACUGCUCCGAAAACAUCGAUGAUUGCGCUACAGCUUCAUGCAGCGAAGGCUCCACUUGCAUUGACCGCGUUGCUUCUUUUAUCUGUCUUUGUCCUCACGGAAAGACAGGUUUGCUCUGCCACAGAGAUGAUGCCUGUAUCAGUAACCCAUGCAGAAAUGGCUCGCAGUGUGACACCAACCCCAUCAGUGGCAUGUUCAACUGCAACUGUCCACCUGGAUAUGUAGGCAGCACCUGCAACAUUGACAGAGAUGAAUGCAGCAUUGGUACCAACCCAUGUGAGCAUGGAGGUCAGUGUAUGAACACAGAUGGCUCUUUCAAAUGCAACUGUGUUAGGGGUUACGCUGGGCCUCGAUGUGAACAAGACGUCAAUGAAUGCGCUUCAAACCCCUGCCUGAACGAUGGCACUUGUCUGGAUCGCAUUGGAGACUACACCUGCAUUUGCAUGCCUGGAUUUGAGGGGACUCAUUGUGAGAUGCAGGUGAACGAGUGUAUCAGCUCCCCAUGUCUGAACCAGGGUAAAUGUGUGGACCAUGUCAGUCGUUUUGUCUGCGAGUGCCCAGCAGGCUUUAGUGGUGAAAUGUGUCAAAUAGACAUAGAUGAGUGUUCCAGCACACCCUGCUUAAACGGUGCCAAGUGCAUCGACCGACCCAACGGAUACGACUGCGAAUGUGCUGAAGGUUUUAAAGGUAUUCUUUGCGGGGAGAACAUUAAUGAUUGUGAUCCACCGCCAUGUCACCAUGGUGUGUGUAAGGAUGGCAUUGCCACCUUCUCCUGUGAGUGUAUACCUGGAUACACAGGCUCCAUCUGUAAUAUCCAGGUCAAGGAGUGCCACAGCAACCCGUGUCAGAACCAAGGACGCUGUAUUGAUCUGGUUAAUGCUUACCAGUGUAACUGCCUGCCUGGAACCACAGGUGUGAACUGCGAGAUCAAUGAGGAUGACUGUGCAAACAACCCGUGUGAGUACGGCGAGUGCCAUGAUGGCAUCAAUGAGUACAAAUGUGUGUGCUCCCCUGGCUACACAGGAGCUAAAUGUGAUGUGGACAUAUCUGAGUGUUACUCAAACCCAUGUAUGAGUGGGGGAACCUGCGUGGACAAGGUGAAUGGGUUCUACUGCCAGUGCCCACCCAACACCCAUGGUCCUUUCUGCCUGUCUGGGACUGACCACUGUGCUUCUCAGCCUUGUGUACAUGGGGAAUGUAUUGAAGAGCAACACGGGUACCGUUGUAAUUGUGGAGCUGGCUGGGUAGGACGGCUUUGUGACCAGGAAAAGAACGAGUGCCAGUUAAAUCCAUGCCAGAAUGGUGGAAUCUGUGUGAACCGACACAAUGAUUACACCUGUCGAUGCCAACUAGGAUUCACAGGUGCCAACUGUGAGAAAAACAUAGACGAAUGUGCAUCUGGCCCAUGUCUGAACCAUGGCAUUUGUAGAGAUGGAAUUAACAGUUAUACAUGCCAGUGUAGUCCUCCUUUCACAGGUAAACACUGUGAGGUGGAACAGGAUCCCUGUGUCUCUCAUCCUUGUGAAAGGGGAGGAGUGUGUCUUCCAUCACCAGAUUACACCACUUACACCUGUAGAUGUCCCCCUGGUUGGCAAGGUACACGCUGUAAUGAGGAUGUGAAUGAAUGCACAUGGAACCCCUGCAGAAAUGGUGGUAGUUGUCUUAACACUCAAGGGAGCUACAUGUGUAAAUGUAGACACGGAUACAGCGGGCACAGCUGUCAGACAGACAUUGAUGACUGUUCUCCAAACCCAUGCCUGAAUGGAGGCUCGUGUGUGGACAGAGUUGCUAGCUUCUCCUGUGUCUGUCGCCCGGGCUUUGAAGGGGAGCGCUGUGAGACUGAGAUAGAUGAGUGUGCAAGCAAGCCCUGCAGCAAUGGGGCCACCUGUCAGGAUUAUGUCAACAGCUUUGUGUGUACAUGCCAACCAGGCUUUAAUGGAAUCCGGUGUGAAUACAACAUCAUUGAAUGCACUAAGAGCUCAUGUCUGAAUAAUGGGACUUGCAUUGACGACAUCAACACCUUUUCCUGCCAUUGCCGCCCUGGUUUUUAUGGGGAAUUUUGUGAGUACGAGCAGAACGAGUGUGACUCACAACCCUGUAAGAAUGGAGGCACCUGCACUGAUGGCCUGGGUACUUACCGCUGCACCUGUCCUGUUGGAUACGGUGGACACAACUGUCAGAACUAUGUUAACUUGUGCAGCCAAGUACGCUGUCACAAUGGUGGCUCCUGCUCUCAGACAGCAACUGAAUGGAAAUGCCACUGUCAAAUGGGAUGGACUGGACUUUACUGUGAUGUACCCAACAUGUCUUGUCAGGACUUUGCUGCCAGGAAAAGUCUGGAAGUGGAGAAUGUGUGUAAGAACGCAGGGCGAUGUGUCAAUGUGGAACACUCCCAUAAGUGUAACUGCCAGCCAGGAUACAUGGGCAGCUACUGUGAAGAGAUGAUUGAUGAGUGUCAGUCAAACCCUUGUAGGAAUGGAGCUACGUGCAUGGAUUAUCAGGGCACAUAUGAGUGUAUAUGUCAACCAGGUUACCAGGGAGUGAACUGUGAGUAUGAUGUGGAUGAAUGCCACUCUAAACCCUGUCUCAAUGGAGGAAGGUGUAUCAACCUCAUCAACCGUUUUACCUGUGCCUGCCCACCUGGAACACAUGGACUCCAGUGUGAGGUGAAUGAGGAUGACUGUGCCCCCAAGUCUGGCUCCUCUGAACCACGCUGUCUGAAUGGAGGACAGUGCGUCGAUGGUGUGGGCCGUUACACAUGCUCCUGCCCUGCAGGGUUUGUAGGUGAACACUGUGAAGGGAAUGUAAACGAAUGCCUGUCUGGGCCCUGCCAUGCCCUUGGUAGCUUCGACUGCAUUGAGGGGGAUAAUGAUUAUCAGUGCCUCUGUCACCUUGGAUACACAGGUCGUCAUUGUGAAUCCAUGGUGGAUCUGUGUUUGUCUAAGCCAUGCCAUAACGGUGGUUUCUGCUCUAUGAACAUGAGCUCAGUGCAUGGCUUCACCUGCUCUUGUCCUCCUGGCUUUACUGGAUACAGCUGUGGUAAAAUAGAAAAUUACAACUGUGCAAAACUACGUUGUAAGAAUGGUGGCCAGUGCGUGGAAUCAUCAUCUGGCCAUCUGUACUGCCAGUGUCGACAAGGUUUCAGCGGGCCGCACUGUGAGAAUGAGCAGAGAUGCCCCAUGACCUGCCUAAAUGGAGGAACCUGUGUCAAAGACCCAUCCAACCCAUUCCAGCACACCUGCCAUUGCCCCAUUGACUUUUCCGGACGGUAUUGUGAGAGAAACCAUCCAGUACCACCCACCUGCCCCAAUCAGCAGUGUAAGCAGCAAUCUGGAGAUAAAGUGUGUGACGACGAGUGCAACAACUAUGAAUGUGAGUGGGACGGAGGCGACUGCUCGCUCAGCAGAUUGCAGCCUUGGGCUAACUGCACCGCCAGCUCUCGCUGCUGGGAUCUCUUUAAGAAUGGACGAUGUGAUAAGGAAUGUGACAACUCCAAAUGCCUCUUUGAUAGCUUUGAAUGCCAGGAAACCCCACUGACCACUUGCAAGUAUGACAAGUACUGCGCAGAUCACUAUGGAAAUGGCAUCUGUGACAGAAGCUGCUUCACAGAGGCAUGUGGCUGGGAUGGCCUGGACUGUUCCGGUGACAUACCAGCAAACUUUGCUACUGGCACUCUGAUCAUCGUGGUACGGCUGCAGCCUAAGGAGCUGCUUGGAGACUUGAGGGGUUUCUUACGCUUUCUUGGAGCCCUGCUGCACACUAACGUGCAGGUGAAGAAGAAUGAAAAGAAUGAACCAAUGGUGUUACCUUACUACGGGGACGAGCAUGGACAAGAUGUACAAAGCAGCAGAAGCAAGCGGGAGCUGGACAGAGAGGUUAUUGGCUCUGUAGUGCACCUGGAAAUUGAUAACCGGAAAUGUUCACAGAGCUCCUCUCAGUGUUUCUCUGACACUGAUGAAAUAGCAUCCUAUAUUGCUGCGGCACACAUCAAGGCUGAACUACCUUACCCUCUUGUGUCUGUUACAAGUGGCCCGACAAUCAAGCCUGAUAAACCAUACCUGAUGUACCUGGUUGGAGUAGCUGUGGUUGUUAUUCUGCUUAUUCUGGUGCUGGGGAUGCUAGCAGCAAAGAGGAAGCAUAAACAUGGUGUGCUGUGGCUGCCCGAUGGCUUUUUGGUCCCUAAAAAUGACAAGAGGAGAGAACCUGUUGGACAAGAUGAUUUUGACAUGAAAAAUUUCAAGACACAGGAUGGAGUCUUGAUUGAUGGAGGUCAGAGUCAGAGAUGGCUUGAAGAUGAAGUCCCAUCCAAAAAAACAAGAACCGAAGACAAACCUCUGCUGCCCAUGGAUGGAGGUGUUGAUCGAAGAGAGUGGACCCUGCAGCAUCGCAAAGCAGCGGACAUCACACUCACUCCUCCACAGGCUGACCCAGAUGCUGACUGUCUGGAUGUUAAUGUCAAAGGACCAGAUGGCUUUACUCCUCUAAUGCUGGCAUCACUGCGUAACGGUGGAGGCCCGGAAUGCAGCCUGCACGGAGAGGAGGAGGAAGAGAGCGGAGGAGAUGAACCAGGGCCGAGUGUCAUUUCAGACCUGAUCACUCAAGGCGCGUCUUUGAUGGCUCAGACAGAUCGUACAGGAGAAACAGCUCUCCACCUGGCUGCCCGCUACGCCAGGGCUGAUGCUGCCAAGAGACUGCUGGAUGCUGGAGCAGAUCCCAACGCCCAUGACAACAUGGGUAGGACUCCACUUCAUGCUGCAGUGGCAGCUGAUGCCCAGGGAGUCUUUCAGAUUCUGAUCCGGAAUCGUGCAACAGAACUGGAUUCCAGGAUGAACGAUGGCACAACUCCACUGAUCCUGGCCGCCCGGCUAGCUGUAGAGGGCAUGGUGGAAGAACUCAUCCACUGCCACGCUGAUAUUAACGCUGUAGACGACCAUGGCAAAUCUGCUCUGCACUGGGCAGCUGCAGUUAAUAAUGUAGAGGCCACUCUUGUGCUUUUGAAGAAUGGAGCCAAUCGUGACAUGCAAGACAAUAAGGAGGAAACUCCCUUGUUUCUUGCAGCCCGAGAAGGCAGCUUCGAAGCGGCUCAGGUUCUCCUCGACCACUACUCAAAUCGUGAUAUCACUGACCACCUGGACCGGCUUCCUCGCGACACUGCUCAAGAGCGCAUGCAUCAUGAUAUUGUCCGUCUACUGGACCAGUACAAUUUGGUUCACAGUCCACACAAUGGGUCGAACCACAUGGGUGGAGGAGGAAACCCGUCUGUUAUGUGUGGAGCCAACGGAGCAGGCUUUAUAGGCGUGCGCCCUGGACCACAGGGCAAGAAGAGCAGGAGGAGCGGCGGUGGGGCCAAGGUGGGAGGUGUUGGUGGGGGAGCUAAGGACCUGAAAGACAUGAAGACAAAAAGAAGAAAGAAGCCUGCAGGUGGAGAGGGGCCAGGUUUGGGUGCUGCAGUAGGAGGAGGAAAUGGAGGGGGUUCAGGAGGAGGGAAUGCAAAUGGUGUCAAGGCAGCAGGGGGGCUUCCAGAAAGCUCUGUCACCAUGUCACCUGUUGACUCUCUGGAAUCGCCUCACUCCUACACAGGGGAUGUUUCUGGCACCAUCUCCACCACAGCAAAUUCGCCUCCUCUUCUAAGCAGUCCAAACUCAAGACCAAUGCUGCCCCCUGUCAGCCACAUGCUGGGACAGCAGCAGGGAUGGGUGGGUAUGACCAAGCAUGGCUACAACAGCCACAUGUUUGGCCUUGUCCCACACCAGAUGGGAGGGUCGCACCCUGGGAUGGGCCACCAACACCACAACCAGGGCCCAGUGCUGACGCCCAUGAAUGUCACCAUGAGCAGAGAGCAGCUGCCACCCAUCGUUACAUUUCAGAUGAUGGCACCCGGAGCGAGCCAGGCCAUGAUGAAGAAGCCUCAGCCAGGUCAGGUACAAGUCACUCAGUCCCAGGGGCAGAACCAGAAUCAGGUCCACUCACAGCAAGGGCCAGGCCACCUCCGCUGCAGCCAAGGUAUGAUUUACCAGAUGCCCGAUCAGAUGACCAUGACACAUGGGCUCCCCCACCCUCUGCAGCAUCCACAUAACGUCAGCAACACCGGCCACGGAGGGAUUGAGGGCCAGUCUCGACCCAUGGCCUCCUAUCCGCCCAUGCAGAGCCCCGUGGAUAAAUACCCAACGCCCCCCUCCCAGCAUAGUUACACCAAUGGUAGCUCAGAAGGCACCACACCAGGUCACUCUGCCCACCCACCCAGUGAGCACCCGUAUCUCACUCCUUCACCCGAAUCUCCAGACCCAUGGUCCUCCUCUUCACCGCACUCCAACUCGGACUGGUCUGAUGUCACCACCAGCCCCACCCCUCUGGGGAACUCCCACCACACACUGCCAUCAUCACACCACAAACACAUUCCAGAGCAGGGGCAGAUGCAGCCACCAUCUCAACAGAUGCAGCAGCCCUCGCAACAGCCUCAGCUUGGAAACAUGCAGGUGUUUGCAUAGAACCACCAGAGGAAACCAGAAACUGACUGACUUUAAGGUUCUGUGUUGUUAAAUAACAUAGAAACACAAUCACUGCUCUCCUACUUCUCUCUUAAAUUCUCCUUGUCCUUCAUUGUAAUAAUUAGUCACUUUCUCUUUUUAUGUUCUCUCCUCCUCUUUGCACUUAAGAAAACUGUGUAUAGUUUCUCCGUUAUUGAAUAUUAUCAGCUAGAGAUCAAAACCUUUCAAUACCAGAAGCAUGGAUUUGACUUUCACAAGCUCAGAAAGCUUUUCUGUAUCCCAGCCAAGUGUCCUCAGCUCCCAGCUGGCCCUGUCAAGAGUUUUCUAAAUAAUAACCACUGCUUCACCAACCGGAUGCAUCACAAACUGGAUUAGUGAUUAUGGAGGGAUCAAGGAAGUGCCAAAAAGAUGCUUUUUAGCUGGUAUCAAAUAAACAGACUGUCGAUCAGGACAGUUUAAGGACUAUAUCUGUCUUACACUGACAUCGCCUGCUCUGGAUAACACUUGUUUCUAAUGUGUGUGUUCAGUGUAAUGAGUCUGGCAGUGCUAACUCCUGGUUGAGCUGUUCACUCUUAUUUUUUUUAGGGUUUUUUUUUUUAAUGCAUUGGGUUGCAAUCGGUGUAUGCUUUUAUUCUUAAAGCAAAACUGCCUGUUGGUUCUGUUCUUGUUCAUUCAUUCAUUUGUUGUUUUUGUUCUUCUGAAGGGUGUUUUUGAAAAUGUUGAGAAAGGAAGAAAGAUCAACAGAAAACAAGCGCAUGCUGAUGCAGUGUGCCAUUACUCUUGUGUAAACCUUUUUCUGUGUAUUUCAGCACUUUGAUUAUUGUGUCUACAUACUUAAAAAGGUCAUGAAAUGCAGUAUUUGCAUGCAUGUCAUAGUUGUAAUCCACAUGUUGUGUAAUACUGAUGCUUUGAAGGUAGUGCUGUUACAGAAACACAAGAGUUGAAACCAGAUCAGUUUUUGCAUGUCUUUCAACCAACAGUGUCACUGUUGUUGACAAGUAGCUGAGGUAUUAAUACCAUUUACUGUGUUGUAUAGUAAAACAUACAUUCACUUUGAGGACAUUUUGCUUGUUAGAACUGGGCUUAAUUUGGCUUCUACUUCUUAAAAUUUUAAAAAAGCAAUACCAUGCACACUUCCUAAAUGAUUGUGAAUGUUACAGAGCUGCAUGUUUAAACCAUUACACUGCCUCUUCUCGUCCAAAAAUAUGUAAUCACCUUCUUUAGCUACAAUCAGUGUAUCUGUUCACUUUUUGUAAUCAUCCUGAUUCAGUACUAAGUCUGGAGGUAGUCAAGGAGAAGAUGUUUUUGUAUUUGUUAAUGUCUUCCGUCAUGACCCUGAUGUUGAGCAUAGCUAUGUGCGACUGCUCUAUAAACAGACAAUCAUUACCUGUGUGUUGACAAUUAAAAAAGGAACACCUGUGUCUCUAAGACCAAAUUUUGUUGCAUUCAGCCAAAAAUGUUUAUUUUGUCCAAAUAUCUGUCAGUUGUGGUUUGCAAAAGCCUUGUAAGCAAUCACACACACACACACCCAAAAUGUGGGAUUACUGUGUGUGAACACAUCAAAUGUUCAUGUUUCAUCUUACACUUUUUGGCCCUAUAAUCACAGCAUCCCUGUGGUUUAAAAAACAUGUGCUCUACAUUGAGACGUCUGUCAACAUUUUUAGUACUUGCAGUCUUUUUAGUACAAAUGCAAGGUUUUGUCUAUAUUCUGUAUAUAAAAUGAGUUUUUUCUUGUUUACUGUACUUUUCUCUGUUAACCAAAAUAGCCUAUAAUAUUCAUGCAAUAUGAAGUAGUUGUCAUCAUGUUUGUAUAAGGUAAACCUACGACCGAUUAAACCAAUUGUUCUGGAAAAACCUGAUCAGCUAAAUGUUUUCACUGAAAUAAAGUUCAAAUCUUCUUAAACUUG